AUCCGAAAUGAUAGCUGAUGUUUGCUUGUUGGCAGGGAAAGAAGGGAAGAUAGAGAACGAAGUAGAGCGAGCAUUAUAGAUCACGGUUUCUGUUCUUGCAGACAGUUUGUGGAGAUUGCAGAACUUGCAGUGCAGUGCAGUUCUUUGUUUCUGGUUCCCAAGCAUUUGGCCCAUCAGAGAUUGUAACGAUGGCAAUGGAGGCCCCAUUAAAAGUGGCUUUGGGCACUCUUGCUUUUGUAGUUUUCUGGAUUUUAGCUGUGUUCCCCGCAGUUCCCUGCUUACCCAUUGGAAGGACCGCAGGCUCUCUCCUCGGCGCCUUGCUCAUGGUCAUCUUCCGAGUCAUAUCACCCGAGGAGGCCUACAGCGCGAUCGAUCUCCCAAUUCUUGGCCUCCUUUUCGGGACCAUGGUCGUCAGUGUCUUCCUCGAGAAGGCCGACAUGUUCAAGUACCUGGGCCAUUUGCUCUCUUGGAAGAGCCGAGGAGGGAAGGACUUGCUCCUCCGGAUCUGUCUCGUUUCUGCAAUCGCGAGCGCUCUGUUCACCAACGACACCUGCUGCGUCGUGCUAACGGAGUUCGUCCUCAACGUCGCGAGGAAGAACAAUCUGCCACCCAAACCUUUUCUUCUGGCACUGGCGUCCAGUUCCAACAUUGGAUCCGCAGCUACUCCGAUCGGGAACCCGCAGAAUCUAGUGAUCGCUCUCCAGAGUGGCAUGUCCUUCGUCGAAUUCCUGUCGGGGAUCGUCGUUGCGAUGCUCGUGGGAGUAGUCGUGAACGCGGCCAUUCUGCUCUGCUACUUCUGGAGGCUGCUCUCGGCCGACAAGGACGAAGACGUGGACUCAGCGGCGGCGGUGGCGGCCGAGGUCGAUGUGAACCUGCAUCGGUUUUCGCCGGCCACGAUGUCGCACCUCAAUAUCAAGAAUUCUCAGGCAUCGGCGAGUGAUGCUUCGGCACAGAGCUCCAUUUCAGGUGCUGCGAACUUGAGAUGCAGGACUAGUAGCGCUGACGGUGGUGUAACGGAUUCUGCAAUGGCGCCGGAUCCAUCGAGAGAUGGAAUUUGUGUAAGCGGGGACGACGGUGCAUCAACAACAUGGAGGACGCAAUUGUGGAAGACAUGCGUCUACCUCGUCACCGUUGGAAUGCUCAUAUCGCUCUUGCUGGGGCUGAACAUGUCAUGGACAGCCAUCACAGCGGCUCUUGCGCUCGUCGUCCUCGACUUCAAGGACGCACUCCCUUGCCUUGAAAAGAUUUCGUAUUCCUUGUUGAUAUUCUUCAGCGGGAUGUUCAUUACGGUGAACGGCUUCAACAAGACCGGCAUACCGAGUGCCUUGUGGGAGUUCGUGGAACCAUACGCACAGAUUGAUACCGUCGGAGGGGUUGCGUUGCUAUCCUUGGUGAUUCUUCUGCUCUCCAAUGUCGCCUCCAAUGUGCCCACCGUUCUGCUGCUGGGAGCGAGGGUUGCGGCAUCGGCUGCAAUCGUUUCCCUGGCCGAGGAGAUGAGGGCGUGGCUGAUACUGGCAUGGGUCAGCACAGUUGCAGGAAACCUCUCCCUGCUGGGCUCCGCUGCCAACUUGAUAGUCUGCGAACAGGCUCGGAAAGCUAAAUCUUUUGGAUACAACCUCUCCUUCCUCGGCCAUCUGGUGUUCGGAAUCCCUUCCACGCUCAUCGUCACUGCUAUUGGCUUGGUCUUCGUCCGAAGUUGAUCGAGCGAGCGAGACGAAAGCUAUGUGCAUCCGACAGGACCAGAAGAAACUGGUUCUAGCCACUACUAGUGAUUUCGAAAUUGUUGCAGAACAAAAUAAUACUAGAAUGUAAAUUAGGCCUUCAUCGGUUUAAGGACCGGAGAUGAUUAGCUUAUCCUUCUUAUCCUAAUAAGACUUCAUAAAUACGCCAUUGUGCACUGAAUUGUAUGAAUUUCUAUUCUCUCCUCUAUAAAAUCUUUCGGAUCUGAUA
Musa acuminata subsp. malaccensis (wild Malaysian banana) is the source of this 1950-nucleotide messenger RNA. Its product is annotated as silicon efflux transporter LSI2-like. Gene Ontology annotation, cellular component: membrane. Lineage: Eukaryota; Viridiplantae; Streptophyta; Magnoliopsida; Zingiberales; Musaceae. Gene Ontology annotation, biological process: transmembrane transport. The record is from RefSeq and is a predicted model, not a curated record.